Molecule: messenger RNA, 693 nt
Organism: Dibothriocephalus latus
Lineage: Eukaryota; Metazoa; Platyhelminthes; Cestoda; Diphyllobothriidea; Diphyllobothriidae
Source: the annotation of a GenBank genome assembly
AUGCACCAGCUGCUACCACAAUUGGGCACCAAAGAACACAAGUGGCACACGGACAUGAUUCUGUCGAAAAACCCUCGUGACUUCACCUUCGACACCACCCUCAAGCGCCUUUCAGAGACCUUUGGAGAGAAGUCCUCCUUGUUCAAUAUUCGAUGCCAGUGCCUCAAGCUGGGCAAGAACGAGGCAGACGAACUUCUGACACUCGCAAGUAUCGUCAACCGCGAAUUUCUUGCCACGUUCCAGACGGAAAUUGAGGCAUGGAUAAAGCAUCUUAUGGUUAUCAUCAAUGGGAAUCCCGUACGCCUCCAGCUUGAUACGACAUCAGACCUCAGCGUCAUCUCCAAGCGCACUCGGCAAAUGAUCGGGCAGCCUCCGAUGAUCACAUCGGACAAAGGGUUCAUGAAUAUUUCCGGAGGAUUUCUCCGGCUCACAGUGCUCGACCAAGAACUGUAUCGUCUUCAGCGAGAUGGUGUUCUUCAGCCAGUCAAUUACCCAGAAUUGGCCGCACCACUCAUGACUGUCAAGAAAACCACAGGCCAGGUAGUGCUGGCAAAGGACUACAUGAACAAUCGGGAGAAGUGGACGCUUAGACGUGUUCACCCACAGCGUUGUGAUGUCAUCCACGAGAUUCGGGUCAACUCAGAUGAAAAUGAUGGAGGCCAUGAUACAAAAAUUCAGCUUGCAUUUUUCUGA